GGAGAGGAUUCUCAAAAUAGAGACAGAAGAGGUAGGAUUCAGCCAUGAAGGUUGGGAGUACUAAGGUGGUGACAUUUCUGGUGUUCAUGGUGGCCAUGGCCAGCAUGGUGGAGCAUGGAAUGGGCCAGGGAUGCAGCAGCACAUUCUUCGCCGCCCUUGUCCAGCUGAUACCAUGCAGACCUGCUGUAACCUCUUUCAGCCCCCUGCCACCAACUGAGGGUUGCUGCAAUGCUGUCAGGAUGCUUGGGCAGCCUUGCCUGUGUAUGCUCGUGAGUGGCCCUCCAAUAGCAGGCGUUGAUCGCAAUGUGGCCAUGCAACUCCCAGCAAAAUGUGCUUUCAACUUUGAACCAUGUCAGGUGGGUAUGUAGACCGGGAUGCAGUGCCUCAAAUCCUUGACAAAUAAAGUUAUAGAGAGAGAGAGAGAAAGAGAGGCUGAAGACGUCUUUUAUUAAUGUAAAAUGAUGCUAAUGCUGCUAAUAAUAACAGCAUUCCUCAGUCUGGGUUAUUGAGUUAUUGUAUUCCGCUUUUAUAGUUUGUCCUAAUUA
Molecule: messenger RNA, 545 nt
Organism: Nelumbo nucifera (sacred lotus)
Lineage: Eukaryota; Viridiplantae; Streptophyta; Magnoliopsida; Proteales; Nelumbonaceae
Source: RefSeq, a predicted model, not a curated record